Adineta ricciae is the source of this 1629-nucleotide messenger RNA. Lineage: Eukaryota; Metazoa; Rotifera; Eurotatoria; Adinetida; Adinetidae. The record is from the annotation of a GenBank genome assembly.
AUGUCAUCUAAAGAUGAAUCUGCUCUAUUUCGUCUAAAGAAUUUAAUCGAUCAUAGCGUCAUAUCAAUUUACAAAAACCAAUUCAAAAUUGGUCGAGCAUCAACAAAUGAUUUAACUAUCGAGAAUAAUCGUUAUGUGUCAUCAGCCCAUUGUACAUUCGAAUUCAAUGAUGGACAUAUCUAUAUUCGAGAUACCAGUUCAAAUGGAACGUUAAUCAAUCGAACAAAAAAGAUCAAUAAAAAUGAAUCUCCACUUGAAUUACAAACUGGGGAUAUCAUUCAUCUGGUUUUUCGGAAAGACGAACCCACAGCGAAUAUCAUUCUUCAAUUGGAAUUGCCAUUAGUAACCAAAACGUUAAGCCAAUCGGAUAACAAAUUGAAACGGAAACAUUCUGACACUCCAUCAAAUUCAUUCGUAACAACAAAUGACACUAAAGAAAAUGUUGAUUUAUCGACUAUGAGUACCGAUGUUGAAUUAAAACGAAUGAAAACAAAUGAAGAUUCAGCUAUGAAAGCUGGCGAUGAUAUGGAAGAUAUACUCACAUGUGUUUGCUGUCAAGAAAUCAUGAACAAUCCGAUCUGUCUCGAACCUUGUUUACACGCUUUUUGUAGCGAUUGUUAUCAUUCAUGGGAAGCCGUUCAACGUACAUGCCCUAAAUGUCGCGCAAAGGUGAUUGCGUAUCCACAUAAACGACCUGCAUUGCAAGCUAUUGAUAACAUUAAAGCUAAACCGAAAACAAUUGUCAAUGCUAAUAAUGCUGUUGAUUCAAAUGGAAUGUAUCUUCGACGGGAUAUUAACAGUCAUGAUGACGAAAACGAGGAUGACGACGACGAGGAUGAUGAUGAAAACGAAGAUGAAGAUGAUGACGAUGAAGAAAAUGAAGAUGAAGAUGAUGAGGAUGAAAAUGACCAGAUGGAUGACGACGGCGACGAUGAUGAAGAUCACUUUGUUUUACUCAUGCCUAAUACUGUACCUGAUGCACGAUUUAUGUGUCGUCAAUGUCCACCAAUUGCUCUAGCUGUAAGAGCUGAUGCUAGUGUUAUUCCUACUGGUUAUCGAUGUCGUCCAGGUCAAAAGCAUAUUAUCUGUCAAUGUUGUGUUCAACCAAUGCCUGACCGAUCAGAUGAACUCAACAUACAUCAAAGCUGUGAAAUAUGUCAUCAAUAUUUUUGCAAUAUCUAUUUUAAACAAUGUCAACGCCAAGGUUGUCUCGGUUGUUUGAACCAAUUACGAAAUUUCAAUUUUGGUGCUCGACAUUUAACUAAUCUAGUCAAUGAUAAUCCGACUGAAACACAAAUUGUUCAAAGUUACCUGACAACUCAUCACCUCACAACACGAGAAUUACUUAUCGAAUGUUGUCAACGUCUUGAUCGAAAAGAGUUCGCUUGCACAGAUAUCGAUCGUAAUGCACCUGCUCCAUCAUCAAAAGUCGUUUGUUAUAAAUGUGGUCUACGCAUCUUCAAAGAACUUGCCUACCAAUUUCGUGUAGCUUUAAAACCUAAAGAUAUUUCACCAAUUGCCAUGCGUAAUCGUGAAAAUUGUUACUAUGGUAAACAUUGUCGUACGCAAUAUACUAAGCCAGCUCAUGCUCAAAAGUACAAUCAUGCUUGUGAACAGAUUCGAUUUUAA